AUGUCGAUCCCCGUUGCCGGAAGUGUGCUUCUGCGCGACAAUCAGGCCGUUGUUGUCUUGUCGGUGGCACAGGAUGGCGCGGCGGCUCCUGGGGGACCUGGUGGGGGACCUGCAGACAACCUACAAAUGCUGCUGAAUCAAGUCCUCGCCGGGGACCAUGCAGUACAUGAAAGUAGACAACCACUUGCGCGAAAGCACCUAGCGGCAAUGGUCUGCAACAUUCAGAAAGGACUCCGACUGGCCCCUGUCGGAUUGCUGGGCAGCUGGAGUCCUGACGCCUCACGAAAGCUCCUACAUGCCCUGGCUCUCCCCAAAGUGAUCCGUCCCAAAAAGGAGACUGCCACAGCCUCCCAACCUGUCUUGCAGCUGACGAAUGGUACUUCAUCCUCGUCGACGUCGUCCACGUCUGACUCUUCCUCUGACUCUGACUCCUCGUCGGCAUCAGAAGAAGAGCAAUGGCAAGGAGUACCGAACCCGUCUUUAGGCGUUGCACCUGAAGUUGAUACUGAGUACGAGUACGUGCCCAACCCGGCCCUCAACAUUGCCCCCCCCUCGCCUGUAGGUGGCGUCGUGGACAGUCCAGAGGAGGUUGCAGGAUCCAAUGGGAGCGCAAGUGUGGCAUCUUGGAAUGAGGGUGUGCUGGGUGCCGGCAGCGCAGGAGAGCAGGACAACGGGCAGACUCUGGAACGUCCACUGAAAAUCCAGAGGUGCAGCUUGUGUCAUGACUUUGAUGAUUUGUUGGAGACGUAUCUUGAAGCGGCGGACGAGUUGGAGAAAACACAGCAGAAAGUGCUGGAGUUGCAGAUCAUCGAUGAAGCGAUGCGGGUCUACGGUGGGAAGCAGUGGCGCUUUGAAAGUUUGGCGGCCCCGCGCUGUGAAUCCAAAACAAGUGCCAGCAUCGAGAACCCCAUGAGCAUAUCUGACUUCCUCUCUUGCUGUCGUCCACUCAAUGGUCUCAGAGCAGCUACAAUGAUGUUAGUGGAUGCGCAGCAGGAUGUGGAGAAUUGUGGUUCUGCCGAAAAUGUUGCAGCGGUCUGCCAGGAGCAAAGGAUCGAGAGUCUACCAGCUGCAUUGCAGUUUGCUCAUGCCUUACCAGCUCACUCAAAGGUUGGGUGUAUUGCCAUGGAGAAAGGCCACGGGAAAUUGGAUGUAAUCAAGCUUGUGACUUUCCAAGACAAGAUGGCGAUUCGGGACGCCACGAAAAUUCCUGCAGGAUCUGCCUACGUUCCUUUCUCUCGUCCAGGUCCGUGGGCUGUCAAGAAGGCUUUCCAAUCCUUAUUGGACCGCCUGCCUGGACAUCAUGUGCACUGGGGCACAGUGACGAGAUGGGAGGCACAAGCGAAGAAUAGUGCAAGCUCUUCAUCGACAUGGUCCCCAGACACUGACACUUUACUCCAAGGCGUGGCCUUUAUCAAUGACCAUGCGCCUGAGACGGAUGCCAACAAUGAGCAGUAUACAUGGAUUUUACUCAACAUCCGAGAAGAUGCGGAGAGUCCCAUUGCUGGUUCGCCAGAAGGCAAAGUGAGGAUCAUGGCACAAAACAAGUCCAAGGCUUCCAAUGGUGCCACAUUGCAGAAGGGCUUCCCCUUGACCACUUUCUCAUUGAAACCCUUCUUAGCUGAGAAGUUAUUGCCUGUCCUGUACCCACUUUUCGUCUGCUACGGGGUCGUAGCUUUGGGCUGGCCCGGGGUUGGCAAAACUCCUGCCUUGAUUGCUGUGAUUCUUGCUAUGGGCAGGUAUCAUAUCCACAGGUUGCAAGAAGAAGAUGCUGUGCCAGGAUGGAGAAGAGCCAAGUCACUUGAUAACUUUCGGCAUCAAGUGGCCAAUGUGUACGAGGGCAUCUUCCUGGACGACCCCAACCGUGAGAAUGUCUCCAUGGCCGACCUCAAGUCCUUCUUGACUGUGGAAGAAGAGCAAACUACGUCGGGUCGCUACAAUGACGCAAAGCUCACGAGGAAUUGCAUGAGAGCUUAUGCGUCGAAUGACUUGGACCGUGAGGAUGAGCCAUUAGAUGACUCACGCAUCUUCAUCACGUGCGAGGUGGAUGAGCUGCACAAAGACCUCCUCUCCGAAAAGGACAAGCCGCUCUAUUCCAAGUACAAGCUCGGUAUCGUGGAGUAUGGCCCUCAGUGGGAACAGGAAACCCAGCAAGAGGUCCGCACAAUCUCUCUGGGCAUGGAAAAGUUUGCCGCCGGACGACCGGAAGUCUACAUCAAAGAUGCCAACGAGAAGAUCGAAGCCGAGCUGUGGCGCGCCCGCCUUGCACAGUCAGUCCGUCUCUCUGACAGGCCAGAAGGAGAAUCGUCUCAGGAAGAAGAAACUGUUCUGCCACCUCCGCCAGUCAUCAUUCCAAAUCCGGCCUUGCGCUGCCAUCGGAUUGGGCAGUUCCGCUAUCCACCUGCCAAGCGUCUGAGAACCAAAAGUCGACCAGAGGAGGCUCCUGCAGAUGGUUCAUCAGCCGACUUGGAAGCCUUGGCCCAGGCUGCUGAGAUGGAUGCGGUAGAAGAGUGGCAAGAAUCUACUGGUCCAGAUGGAGAUGACUUCGAGGCGGACACAGAGGCUGCAAUCUUCCUCCAUGAUUGA
Messenger RNA from Cladocopium goreaui, 2583 nucleotides. The record is from the annotation of a GenBank genome assembly. Lineage: Eukaryota; Dinophyceae; Suessiales; Symbiodiniaceae.